Molecule: messenger RNA, 2442 nt
Organism: Penicillium malachiteum
Lineage: Eukaryota; Fungi; Ascomycota; Eurotiomycetes; Eurotiales; Aspergillaceae
Product: lysophospholipid acyltransferase family protein
Exons: 6
Coding region: 1-2442 (813 amino acids)
Cellular component (GO): mitochondrial membrane
Source: RefSeq, a predicted model, not a curated record
AUGCCACCUCCCAAAUCCGCGCUCGGCGACGACCACUCCGCUCCGGACCUGGAGAUUGUUGGAAACCAACUUACAAUUCAUCCCUCUGGCUUCACGGGUGGUUCUGGAACUCAAGAUGAACAGAUCACCGAACGGAAUCUCGUGCGCCAUAUGGCCCGUUUUCGCGAAAACCCAUUUGAGUUCCUCCGUGAAGUGAGUCUAUACAUGUCUGGAACAGGUUGGCGCGCCUAUGAUGAUCCCAUCGGCCAGCCAGUAUUUUACUCCGGCUUCUCUGAACGGAUGAAAACCUCUAUUCUAUCUAGUAAUAUGCUGCAAGAGAAGGUGCGAGAAUUGGCGUCUACUCGCUUGGCAGUUGAGGAGAAGGAAGGUUUGAUCGCAAUGAAGGAUGGUGCUACAUUGGAGGAAAAACGAGCUCGUCGCCGCCAUGAAAUUGAAUCCAGCUUGCGAGAAGUUGUGGAUACAAUGAUGGACAAUAUGAUUUGCAAGAUGGAAAGCAAGAAGUUCAUUCGUGGUGCAUAUUAUCUAUGCACGCAGCUUCUUACUCGCGCCUAUCACCAGGGGAUCCAUGUGUCUAGUGAAGAGGUUUUGCGCUUGAGAUCAGUUGCCGAGGUGGCAUGUAAGAAAAAGCAGUCGAUUGUUUUUCUGCCCUGUCACAAGUCACAUGUGGACUACGUUUCUUUACAGCUGAUUUGCUAUCGACUUGGAAUUGGCCUGCCUGUUGUUGUUGCGGGAGACAACUUGAAUAUCCCUCUCCUAGGUCCAUUCUUACAGCAUGCAGGUGCUAUGUGGAUUCGCCGAAGCUUUGGAAACGACCCUCUCUACCACACUGUUGUGCAGGCAUAUAUUGAUACAAUGCUGCAACAAGGUUUCAACUUUGAGUGCUUCAUUGAAGGCGGUCGAUCUAGGACGGGCAAAUUGCUUUCUCCCAAGUUCGGAAUUCUGAGCUUCAUUGUUGACAGUGUAUUGUCGUGUCGGGUAGAGGACACAAUAAUUUGCCCAGUCAGCACACAAUACGACAAAGUAGUAGAGACUGAAUCAUACAUUAGUGAACUUCUGGGACAGCCCAAACAAAAGGAGAAUUUGGCUGACCUUCUCUCGUCAUCCUCUGUCUUGUCUCUUAAGCUUGGUCGAGUAGAUGUUCGUUUCCACGAACCCUGGAGCUUGCGAGAAUUCCUAGGCCAGCAGAUUACUCGACUCAACAUGGCAGAUUUAGGACCUAACCAAAAGUUGGCUCAAGCUGAACGAGGCAGGCUUCUCAGGACCUUGGGCUACCGAGUCCUAUCCGAGAUCAACGACGUUUCAGUAAUGAUGCCUACUGCACUGGUCGGAACGGUGUUGUUGACUCUUCGUGGCCGAGGAGUUGGAAAAGCCGAACUAGUACGACGCUUGGACUGGCUUUGCGAGCGUGUACGUGCUAAGGGCGGCCGAGUUGCUCAUUUCUACCGAUCGCCGACCGAAACGGUUGUUGAUCGAGCUCUGGAUGUCCUGGGGCCCAAGCUAGUCGGCGUGAUCACAGGCUUAGUGGAGCCAACAUACUACGCUGUCGAUCGGUUCCAGCUGUCCUUUUAUCGUAAUAUGCUUAUCCAUCUUUUUAUCACUGAAGCUUUGGUCUCUGUUGCGAUGUACACAAAGAUCAAGCAAGGUGGCGGGCCAACAAAUCAGCGGAUUGGCUACGAAGCUUUGAGGACUCAGGUCUCUUUUCUGUCUCAGCUUUUCCGUGGAGAAUUCAUUUUCCCUCCUGAAGGCCUGACAACUAAUUUAGAAAGAACUCUGCAGGGCCUGGAGGCAGACGACGUCAUUCAUAUUACCCGUGAUGACUCUGGAACACCCCAGUUCGUCGAGCUCAGUGAUGCAGAACGUCUAUGUGGCCGUGAAAACUACGACUUCUAUUGCUUCCUAAUUUGGCCUUUCAUAGAAGCUUCAUGGCUUGGUGCUGUAUCAUUACUUGGUCUAACUCCUCCCCUUGAUGGUAAUAAGGAUAUUUGGAUUGAUGUCAAGAAAGCCCAAGACAGCGCUCAACUUCUCGGCAAAACAUUAUAUCAUCAAGGAGAUCUCUCUUAUUUUGAGGCUGUUAAUAAGGAAACACUCAAGAACUCUUACCAACAAUUUGAAGAAGAAGGAAUUAUUCUUGUUGCCAAGGUGAAGGAAGCCAAGGUUGGCCCAUCUUUGAGGCUCACACCAGAGUGGACUCCAGAGAGAGACCCUCAUACCGGCAAAGUCCUACCGCAUGGCCGGUUGUGGGAUUUUACCGAACUCAUUGCCCAGUCACGGCGUGAAGGCAAAAACCGUCGCGAUGGUGCUACAGUCUCGUCGCGAGUUUUAAGAUUAUCAGAUAUGGUUGGAGCACAGCUCUUCUAUACUAGCGCAACUGCAUCUGGGCCUGCGGAUAUUUCCUCAAAGCAGAUGCGCCGUAGGGCUAUCGGCACUGACUCGAAACUCUAA